UCGUAGUGUGUCAGUUGUAUUAUACUUUUAUCGUUAAGGAGGUAAUAAUGUCAGGAGGAACUCGACUAGAAAACGCCAAUCCUCUGAUAUUCCAGCGAUCGGAGGAAAGACUCCUGACUGCCACUGAUGAAGAUGAGGAUCUAGCGGAUCCCAUCAAUGACAGGGAGAUCUUCGAUCUGAUCAGAUCGAUCAGUGACCCUGAGCACCCACUGUCCCUCGAAGAGCUCAAUGUCGUGGAACAAAUGCGCGUCAAUGUGAAUGAUGAGGAGAGCACUGUGUCUGUGGAGUUCACACCGACCAUCCCACACUGCAGUAUGGCCACACUCAUUGGCCUGUCCAUCAAAGCAAAGCUUCUGCGCUCCCUUCCUGACAGAUUUAAGAUUGAUGUUCACAUCACGCCUGGCACACAUGCCUCAGAGGAUGCAGUCAAUAAGCAGCUUGCAGACAAAGAGAGAGUGGCAGCAGCUCUGGAAAACUCUCAGCUGCUGGAGGUGGUCAACCAGUGUCUGUCCACCAGAACCAUGUGAUCCCAAGAAUCCCGCCGCUGUCAUGUAGUCCUUUGACAGAU
Sinocyclocheilus grahami is the source of this 568-nucleotide messenger RNA. It is a transcript of the gene ciao2b, whose product is annotated as cytosolic iron-sulfur assembly component 2B. The coding region runs from base 48 to 527 and encodes 159 amino acids. The record is from RefSeq and is a predicted model, not a curated record. The transcript has 5 exons. Gene Ontology annotation, cellular component: cytosolic [4Fe-4S] assembly targeting complex. NCBI's taxonomy places the organism in Eukaryota, Metazoa, Chordata, Actinopteri, Cypriniformes, Cyprinidae.